AUUCUGUGGGUGGCCGCCCGCGAGCCUCCACCUGCAUGACACUCAUACCUGACACUGUGCCGGCCCCCGCGCCCCCUCCUCGCCUCUCCACUCUCCCAGCGCACCUCUGCCAUCCGCUAGGGGCUUCUGCGCCCCACCCAAGCCGCCGCAGGACCAAAGGAACCUCUGGUGGCGGCAACGGAGUGUCGCGUCUCCACUGCGAGAGCGAGUCCUUCAAGAUGGACCUUAUUCUUGACAUCAACUCCAUGAUCUACCCCAUGGACUUCGGAGACAAGUUCCGCCUGGUGCUGGCCACGACUCUUCGGGAGGAUGGCUACCCGACGGAUGGUCCUGAGUACAAUCCAUUAGACACGGGGCCAAGUCGCGCAGAUCCGUUCGACUACGUGAUGUACGGAAAGAUAUAUCGAAUUGAAGGCGAUGACGGGCUGCUGGAGACCUCGGGAAGACUGUCAGCCUAUGUAUCCUAUGGCGGACUGCUGAUGCGACUGCAGGGAGACGCCAACAAUCUGCAUGGCUUUGAGGUGGACAAGCAUAUCUAUCUGCUCAUGAAGAAGCUGGCUUACUGAUGCAAGGAGGCCUCUCAGGGAACCCACAGCAGGAGAAAAGGAGGUGCAAGAGGUGAAGGUGGAGUAAUAGGGGAAGGACUGUGGUGUGUUGUAGUGAGUCCUGUUGAUGGGCUACUAAUAUUUAACUUGGUCAGUAAAGUCAUCCAAUAUCUGUUAAUUUCUUGAAGAUUACUGGAUGUGACAUGAGUUUGUGAUUUCUUUUUUUGUGUAAGAAAAUAAAGGAAAAUCCUAAACAGAA
Messenger RNA from Scylla paramamosain (green mud crab), 804 nucleotides. RefSeq names its product DNA-directed RNA polymerases I, II, and III subunit RPABC3-like (gene Rpb8). The record is from RefSeq and is a predicted model, not a curated record. Bases 36 to 566 code for a protein of 176 amino acids. The transcript has 4 exons. Gene Ontology annotation, cellular component: RNA polymerase III complex; RNA polymerase II, core complex; RNA polymerase I complex. Gene Ontology annotation, biological process: DNA-templated transcription. Lineage: Eukaryota; Metazoa; Arthropoda; Malacostraca; Decapoda; Portunidae.